CAUAACACACACCUUUUCAAACAAUUCAACAGCUUACUUGACAUAUCUUAACUCCACAUUCCACAAGCAUUAUUCUGCAGACUUAUACCUUUCUAAAAUCCUACCACAACACUAGCCAUAAUGAGCAGCGGCGGCGGUCAAGGUGGCGGUUUCUACAAGUAUCGGUGCAAGCACUUUUACACUUACAACUGCAUGAAUUGGGUCUGGGUCAACUACGCUGCUUGUGCUACUUGCCUGGCCAUGGGACGGGGAGAAGAAUCGGAAGUCGUCCCAUCGGCAACACGCUUCGAGAUUCGCGUACCUCGGGCGCUAGAUGGCAUGCUGUCCUACGAAUCAGCCUGGGUUGCCCCUCCCGUCUUUACUGGAUUCGAACCAACACUCAAGACCGACAAUCCAUCUAUGGGCGGUAGCAACACCAGCCUUGGUGAUUUCACUCCGGCAUUUAGAGGGUCUCCUCCCGAGGUCUAUCCUACAACAAUGACGACAACUGAUACACCUCGGCCUGUCAUGGUCACGACAGGCGCUCACAGAAUGAGCUAGGUGGAAAGAGGAGACAUACAGUACGCAUAAGCACACAAAGAUCGACAGAAAUAUCCAUGGGUUAUCACGUUUUACGGGUUACCUUUGUGCCGGAGAUUCGACACGGGAAGACACUGGCUCGAAUGAUUUUCUUGAAAGGGGGGAAGGAAGGACUUGGAUACCGGCGUGUUUUAGGCGCCAUGAGAUUGCUGUUUUGAUACCCCCUCAUAUAUACGGAGCUUCAAAGGGCACUGGGUUUCUUCUUGAUUGCAUUUCUCUUUUAGCAGCAGCACACGGAAUCAUCAUCUCAGUCAAAGUGUAUUGCUAUCUUGUGAAUAACCAUGCCACGAAUGCAUGCAGCACCAUCAGAAGCUUCCCACACGCUCCAAUGAUCGACCACGCAGUUCACCC
Neurospora tetraspora is the source of this 930-nucleotide messenger RNA. RefSeq lists its product as uncharacterized. The record is from RefSeq and is a predicted model, not a curated record. The coding region runs from base 121 to 540 and encodes 139 amino acids. The transcript is spliced from 2 exons. NCBI's taxonomy places the organism in Eukaryota, Fungi, Ascomycota, Sordariomycetes, Sordariales, Sordariaceae.